Molecule: messenger RNA, 5950 nt
Organism: Ylistrum balloti
Lineage: Eukaryota; Metazoa; Mollusca; Bivalvia; Pectinida; Pectinidae
Product: protein kinase C and casein kinase substrate in neurons protein 1-like
Exons: 9
Coding region: 1-1044 (347 amino acids)
Biological process (GO): plasma membrane tubulation; regulation of endocytosis; cytoskeleton organization
Cellular component (GO): cytoplasm; plasma membrane; endosome
Molecular function (GO): protein binding; phospholipid binding
Source: RefSeq, a predicted model, not a curated record
AUGACAGAGAAAACAAUAGACAACCACAGUUUAAAAAAGAUCCAAGAUAAAUUACGGAAAUACCAGGCUGAUGUAGAACAGUCCAAGGAUAAAUAUGAAGCUUGCCUGAAUGACCUCAACAGUUACAAUGCAAAGUAUAUAGAGGAUAUGACAGAGGUUUUUGAAAAAUGUCAAAAUUUUGAAAGAGAAAGAAUGGAAUUCUUCAAGAGAACUAUGUUUGUUCUUCAUGAGUGUCUAGACCUGUCGUCAGAAACCAGGUUUUCCAAGUUAUAUUCUGAUCUACAUGACACGAUAAGUAAGGCAGACUCAGACAGUGACUUGGCUUGGUGGUCACAGAAGAGUGGCGCUGAUAUGCCCAUGAAUUGGCCCACAUUUGAGGAAUACGCUCCUGACCUGGCAAACAUAUCCAAGAAGGAGAAGAAAUCACAGCUGGGUGGUGACGGCAUCACAAUUACAAGUAUACGUCAUAAGGGAGAUGUUUACCAGCCGUCAACAGACUCCAACACCUUCAACAACUCAUCGCCCCGUACAUCACGCAUCUCCAAUACCUCCACAACUAACAGCGAUUCCUACCAUCCCACUCCAUCACAACCCGAACCAAGCUACAACAGUAAUGUGGUGGAGACUCGCGCGGAGGUGGACAUGAGCAGCAGGUCAGUGGAAAGGAAAAAGUCUUAUGACAAGAAAUUAAAUCCAUUUGGUUCAGAUGAUGAUGAUGAUGAAGAAGAUUUUGGAAGAGAUCAGCUCUCAAGUAAAACACCAUCCAAACAAACAGUCCCUGAGCCUGUAAGGUCAGACCCUGUGGAAACCGCCAACCCAUUUGGCGAUGAUGAUGGCGAGGAGGAAGGUGCUGACUGUAACAUCCUGAUGGAAGUGUUGUAUGACUAUAUACCCAAGACUGAGGAUGAUGAUGAACUUAGCCUGGCAGUAGGUGAGAGAUUCUACAAAAUCAAGAUGGAGGAUGAGUUAGGAUGGUGUAAGGGUAGAAAAGCAGAUGGUUCUGAAGGUCUAUUCCCAGCGCAGUACGCCAAGGAGGUAUCAUAAUGUGGAAGUUGUACAGGGACAUACUCUUGAUAAAUCACAGAAGUACAUACUCCUGUGAAUCGAUGUGUACUCCUUCAGAAAAAGGGGAGCUCGUACAUGUGACAACGUAAAAUUUACAGUUUUAUGCAAGAUUCAUGGAUGUCAAAAUGGACCAUUACUCCCUGUAGAAAAAUCUCUGAAACAAGCCACUAUUCCAGCAGCAGGUUUCUUCUCUUUGUCGAAAAUAUACACAAAUAAUAUACAUCGUAUUUACUGGUACAAAUUCUGUGUCCUGUCAAAGGUUAUUUAAUUGUGUAUAGGAAAUGACAUAUAUAUGCAGAACAUCCCUACUGACUACAUGGUUUGUUUCUUCUAAUUUAGUUAAAGAUGUAUGCUACCUUACAAUGACUUAUUUAUAAAAGGGUUGCACACUUGAUUAUGAUCAAUGAUUUAGUUAAUUUCACAGUAACAAAUUUAAGAAGUUGGCAAACAAAGACAUGUAGCUCUCGUAGAUUUGGAUCCUAUGUUAAUUAAAAAAAAACUAUGUAACAUUUUUAAUCUGUAAUCAUUUUUCUGUAAAGCAUUUAAAAAAUUGCAAUUUGAUGCGAAACUCUGUCAUUUGUUGGUAUUUAAAAAUCUUGAUUUAUUUGUCAGAAAUUUCCCAAUUACUAAGUUCAGCCAUUGUGUUCUGAUGAAAGGGAGUAUCUCAGACAUACACAAACUCUGGGUACCUGGUUUUAAACAUUUAGGAAAUAGGAAUUCACAAAAUAUAUCUUCUUGACUAUUGCUUCAAUUUUUUUCCCCAGACCAAAUUUUCAUUACGGAUUAAUUGUUAUAUAAAAUGUCAGGCCCUGACUGAAAGGAUGAGUUACUUCUGUGAAGUACAAAUGCAAUAGUGAGGAGCAUUGCCAUUAGACAGAUUAUUUUUGUAGGGCUGUUCCAUUGGAGAUUGCACUGCCUUGCUGGUGAUAGGUAGGAUGUUUAGUAGGAAUAAAGCAUGGUUUUUAUACUGAAAAUAAAAAUGUGCAUUUCAUGUUUCUUCACAGCAAAGUGUGAAGACAAAGUUUGAAGGUUUUCAUCCAUUUGGACCAAAAAAAAAAAAAUCAAAGAUAAAUUUUACCACAUGUAUGAAAUUUAAAACAAAAAGAUGUCUUUCUAAAUGCUGAUAACAAAUGUGUCAAUUUCUCCUUUUGUCACAAAAUGAUUUUUUUUUUUUUUUAUUUGAUAAAAGAUGAAUUUGUCAUUUCUGAUAUAAUGGCACCUAAGAGCAGUUAAUUUAGUUUAAAGUCGGGAUAAUUUAUAGAAAAAAUGUAAAAUACUCAUAUAUCUCCAAUGUUCAUCUGACUUUUAACCAUUCCAUGUUCAAUGUAUGAAAAGAUCUGUAUGUGGAGGCUUAACAUGACGUAAGGAAUUUAUAGCCUUCAACUUUGUACUUAUUUAUAAUGGAAACCCACGGGCUGUAUAAAAUAGUCAGUUAUGAUUUAAUUCCUUUUCGUACUAUUUCCAUCAAAACAUUUAUCAGUUUUUAUGUAUCACAAAAAUGACUAAGAAUGAUUGAGUUUGACACCAAAUGUUGUUAAUGGUGAUAUUGUAGGAGUGAAGGAAAAUCAAAACAGAAAGCAGUGUAGCAAGUGUGUGUUUGUCAAUAAACUAGAUAUUUCUAUUGAUACCUGUAUAUCAUUAUAUAAACCAAUAAUAUGUAUGUUAGAAAAUUGUACUCAUAUGGAACAGGCACCCUCCCAUGUAUUAGAAUCUUGCCAAAGUUAUUUUUAAAAGUAUUCAUUAAAGAUUUUAAAAAAAAGGGUGAUGCAAAUUGUUUUUUAGUGGAGUUGAGUUUAUUUCUGUCAUUACAUUUGAAAUAAGGAAAAGAAGGAAAUUGUGUGUUGGAAUUUUGAGAUGUUAGAUUGUUCCAAUAGUGUAUAUAGUGAUAACUUACUACAGUUAAAUCUGUAUCAUAUCAACAUUAGUAUUCCUUCUACCUCUUAACCAUUUUUGUACCCUUGGCUCUGAUUUGUGUCACAUCCUUAAUGUUCAAAUACAUGUAAUACUAGAAAUUAUCUGUAAUAUCACUUUAUUUCAAAUUUUGAUGGCUUUUCACCCUGGGCUGGUACCAGGAGUAAUCUCCCUUUAUCAAAAUUUUUUUGUUUAAUUUGCAUUAAUAUUGUGAUCACAUGAUAAUAAAAAUUUUGUUGACAGUGCUUGAGGUUAAAUUUUGAUAAAUCUGGAUUUUGAUAGAUAUAAUGAAUUUAUAUUACAAUUGAAAUGUGUUUAUAUCCAUACUAAUGUAUAUUCUACAGCACAAUGAAAAUAAUAACUGUUUUUCACAAGAGAAUUCUAUUUUGUAGAUAGACUUACAGUAUUUUUCUAGAGCACAUUUAAAUCUAAUGGUCUAAAGUCACAAGGUGUUGUGUAUGAAAUCUAUACUGAUAAGUUAAUUCCUUGUUGUUAUCCCAUGAAACAUUAACAUAAGAGAUCAUACUGAGUUAAAACAAAAUUUUGAAGAAUUGCUUUAAAUUCUGAACCUGAAAUUUUAGGAUCUGUGAUAGUGGUGUUGAGAUCAUAUUGUACAGGUGCAAAAUUAUCAAACAUUUAUAGAAAAAUAACCCAUUCAACUGUACCUUUACUUCAGCAGUUAUUUGUUUUAUAGAGAAAGUUCAUUUAAAGAAAAAAUCUGAAUGAAAAUGUUUCAGGAGAAUGUUUGAUGAUCCAACAUGUAAUAUGGGAUAACAUUCUUGGUACAUAUUGUGUUAGUAGCCUGGGCUUUGUUCAGUGUAAUGCAUGUUUUUAUGUUAAGGAUAGGCAUGAAGACUGCUGCACAAGCAUUCAGACAUAUCCUUUAACAGUGUCAAGACAGUCCAGAGACUUUGAGGGUAAUAUUACAGUUCUGUUUUCACUCUAUUCUUAGAGUGGUCUCCCUUUUCAUCGAUUUCAAAUCAAAUACAGUAUUGUUAUGGAACAUAGACUAAGUCAAUAUUCUAAAUUCAAAAUUAACAAAAGUUGGUGUAUUUUCAAUAACAUCAAGAGCUUGACAUCCAAAUUGAUCUACGCAAUGCUUUUCUCAAUGAAAACAUGUCUUUAUAGUUAGCAUUAAAGUAGAUGUUAGGUAGAAUCUCAAACUUGGAGGUUAAAAUGAUAUGGAAAAUUUUAUUUCGUCAAUAUUAUGAAAAGUGAUUCUUUGUAAUUUUGUCAAGGAUUUGACUUCAGUCUGAAAAGUAUCUCUCAAGCUUCGAAAGAAUUGGUUAAGUUUGAAAAGCAAUGCAACAGAAAAUUCAAUGAAAAAGAAAAGGGAUUUCAUAAAGUGAUAUUGCCAGUGAGUUUAAAUGAUUGUUUAGUUUAUGUAAAUGGGAUGAAUGGGCUUAUUUUUAGGGUAUGGGCUUCUUAUCCUCGAACAAGGUAGCUAUGUAGUGUAUUUAGACUUAUAUUGCCUGUGCUUGUAGAACUACAAUUAUUGUGGUAUUUAAGACAUAUUUUUCUAAAUACUGAUGUUGAUUACUUAAACUACUGAUAUUUCAGACAGCCUGUCAGAAUCUUUAUUUAAACACUAUCCAUUGGCAUUUUGGCUUUAUUUCUUUCAAAUCCAGAUACCCUUUUUAUAUAGUGCUAAGCUACUUAAUGGCUACUGGAAAGUUCUGUUAUCCCAAGGGUUUUCACAGAAUGUAGGCUACAUUAACCAUUGAUUAGGUAUGAGACAGUGAUGUUUUUCACAUCCAACAUUCUUAAGGAACUUUUUUUUAAAGUUAUUUCUUUAUUCCAUAUAGUUGUAAGCUUCUGCUACCUUGAAAUACAUUUUUUUUUCCUUUUAAAUUAUGCUUUUGUCAAGAGACACAUGUGUAAGUGAUUUGAUGACGUGUUACUUCAGGUUUGAAAGGGAAGGUGACAUUGGAACAAUGUGUAGAUCUAAUUGAUUGUAUGAUUUUAACUUUUGGAAACAUUAAUUUCUGUAGUACAGGAUAUAAGUAACAGAUAACUAGGAAUGUAUCACCUUUAAAUAUGUGUUCAUUGUACAAUGACUUUGCUCUUCAGGACUUCUAAUGAUAUGGCACUUCAAAAUUUAUUUCAUAAUGCAAAGAUUAGUCAUCAUUAACCAUGCGCUGUCGCGUGAUUUGUCUCAAGUUAUGUCCAAGAUCUGUUGAUAAGGGAUAAACAUUCUACAAAAUAGUUGAUGCAGGUUAGAUUACUUUGCUUAUUGCAAAAAUUAUACCUGUUUACGUCUAAAGAAUUCCAAAGAAGCUCAAAGCUUACAUGUAGUACACAUUCAUAAGAAUUAUUGCUUUCCCCUUUUCAACUUUUUUUUUCUGUAAAUACUUCUAUUGGAGUUAUCGCCCCUGUCAUGUUGAGAUCCAGGUGUUGAUCACAUAGCGAUAUUGACACAUUUUAUGUCAGUUUCAAAAUUAUCUUAACUUCUUCAGAAAUGUAACAAAUUCUCAACUCAUAUAAGCUUCAAACUGCUUUGAAUUGGAAUAUAUGUCACAUUUUAGAAAUGGUUGUUAUGGCAGACAUAAGUUAGAUGACUUUUUUGACAAGAAAAUACUGUUUACUAGUUACUGUAGUUAUUUGGUAACAUGUUUAUGCCAAAUUUGUUAGGCAUGUUGUAAGGGAUAGAUUGAUUGAGAAACUGUCACCUGAUGGGGGAUAGAUGUACAGAAUUCACCUCUUGCUACUACUGUAAGGAAUGUUACCAAUGUAUGCAAUAUUACCGUUGUUCCAUGUUUAUUGUAUAUUGUCCUGCCAGUUACCCAUUUACUUGUUGUUAUGGAAAAUAUGUUGUUACAAAUUAUAUAGAGACUGUAGCGGACAUUCUGUACUAAUAUACAUGUAUAUCAUCAUUAUAUAUAUAUAUAUAUAGAAGGGAAAAAAGAUUGUUCAGUUAUUUAUUCAAUUACGAAUAUAUUCCAUGCAUUAUUGGCAAUAAAGAAUACUAAUGACA